CUUUUCUCCUUGAAUUGUUUCACCGACACACUUUCGGACUCUCAAGCCGGGAUACUUUGGGACAACAUCCAGUUUCUAUCUGAUUCAGAUCCCAACAGCCACGACGAAGAAGCAUCUCCACACGUUUUUCUCUUGACUGGGUGGGGAGCCCCGGGUAGCGCUUCGCCGGAUGAUCAAGAGGCGAGUGGAGGGCGACGCUCCUGGACAUGCUGGUGCGCAGUCCAUCGCCCAUCAACUUCGGCCCGACACGUCAUCAUGGAAUUCGAGCUAGAGCGUGACGUUCUAAAUCCACUCUAUCCCUCUUUGGUAGAAGCGGUUCCGGAAGUAGGAUCUCCUGACACGGGCUCGAGUGGUGCGAGUGACACGCCCGGGAGUGCGAAAACCGUCGGCGGUUCCACCGAUUCUUCGUCACAGACGCUUACACCCGGUAUUUCCGACGUUCCUGCGUUUGAGAUUCCAACCGGGCCUUCUGCGGAGGACAUCCUCGAGAGUACAACGUCACGCGCCAAACCUCUACCGGCGCUCGAACGAUUGCGACGGAUGGCUAGACCGGAACUAGUCUCACCUGGAGGCGCAAAUCCUCGCUCACGUCGUAGGACAGCUUCUGGUUCGAGCACUGGAGGCGUGGGUAUGAUGGACGUGUUUGCCGUGAUGGCCCAGAUCAACGAGCAGCUCGGACAAGCUCCUGACUUGACUGCCUUCUUGCAAGUUGUCGUUGGAGUCAUCAAGGAUCUUUCGCAGUUUCACCGGGUGCUAGUGUACCAGUUCGAUGAAGCAUGGAAUGGUCAAGUCGUCGCGGAACUAUUGGACUGGAGCAAAACACACGAUUUGUAUCGAGGCCUUCAUUUUCCCGCGUCCGACAUCCCUGCCCAGGCCAGGCAACUUUACGCGAUCAGUGAGCUCUUGCCAAUUGACGCGAUAGCCGACUAACCGGCUGCUGAAGACAAGGUGCGACUUCUGUAUGACCGGUCGCAAAGCACCGCCAGGAUCGUUGUGCGCAGCAAAGAUGAUCUGCAGACACCAGUGGAUAUGACGCAUUGUUACCUGCGGGCCAUGAGUCCUAUCCACAUCCAGUGUUUGCCACCUUACUCUUGUGUCAGUCUAUUUGGCUGACCUGAUUCAG
This is a messenger RNA of Mycena citricolor, 1123 nucleotides long. NCBI's taxonomy places the organism in Eukaryota, Fungi, Basidiomycota, Agaricomycetes, Agaricales, Mycenaceae. The record is from the annotation of a GenBank genome assembly.